Messenger RNA from Sitophilus oryzae (rice weevil), 964 nucleotides. It is a transcript of the gene tsr, whose product is annotated as cofilin/actin-depolymerizing factor homolog. Bases 248 to 694 code for a protein of 148 amino acids. Gene Ontology annotation, molecular function: actin filament binding. Gene Ontology annotation, cellular component: cytoplasm; actin cortical patch; actin cytoskeleton. The record is from RefSeq and is a predicted model, not a curated record. Lineage: Eukaryota; Metazoa; Arthropoda; Insecta; Coleoptera; Curculionidae. Gene Ontology annotation, biological process: actin filament severing; actin filament fragmentation; cell motility. The transcript is spliced from 4 exons.
GUCAAGCGGCGCACGCAGGAACUAAUUCCUUAUAAAACACAUCCGUUAACCUCGAAACUCAGUCGUUUUUUCACUCUGAUCCUGCGAGUGUGACAAAGAAACAAACAUAAACCGUUGGAUUUUUGACGUAAACUUCACGUCGAUCAUCGUCCCUGAAAAAAUAUUCUCUAGGCGAGCCAGUCGUUUGAGUUCGGUGUUAACAGCAGUCGUGAUUUGUGUAGUUUUUCCCUAUUUGGAUUAAUUCAGCAUGGCAUCCGGUGUAACAGUAUCAGAUGCCUGUAAAACUACCUACGAAGAAAUCAAAAAAGACAAGAAGCACCGAUACGUGAUCUUUUUCAUUAAAGAUGAAAGACAAAUUGAUGUUGAGGUGAUUGGAGCUAGAGACGAAGAAUACGACCAGUUUCUUCAGAAUCUCCAAGCGGGGGGCGCGGGCGAAUGCCGCUACGGCCUCUACGACUUUGAAUACAUGCACCAGUGCCAGGGCACGUCCGAGUCCAGCAAAAAACAGAAGCUGUUCCUUAUGUCGUGGUGCCCCGACACCGCAAAAGUCAAGAAGAAGAUGUUGUACUCUAGCUCAUUCGAUGCCCUUAAGAAAUCGUUGGUAGGCGUACAAAAGUAUAUCCAAGCGACGGACCUGUCAGAGGCGAGUCAAGAGGCUGUGGAAGAGAAACUGAGGGCCACCGAUCGCCAAUAGGUGGCGCCACGCGAUCGCGCUUACUACUAUUAUUAAUAUUAUUAUUUGUUCUGUUCGUUCGACUGUAUUUUUUUUUCUUCUCUUCAUACGCACCAAAACGAAACAAAAAAAUGUAACAAACAGUUCGUGGAGCGUGUCUAUUUAUAUACAAUAAGUAUUUGAAUAAUAUAAAGCUUGAUUUUUGAAAAACUGUACUAGCGGUGGUUUUUAUUACGAUUUUGAAUGUAAAAAAAGUGAAUCAAUAAAACGAUAAUAAAAAAGAAAUUUUUG